Molecule: messenger RNA, 5151 nt
Organism: Aspergillus welwitschiae
Lineage: Eukaryota; Fungi; Ascomycota; Eurotiomycetes; Eurotiales; Aspergillaceae
Exons: 1
Coding region: 1-5151 (1716 amino acids)
Source: RefSeq, a predicted model, not a curated record
AUGCCGACUCCUGCCAACCCGCAGCGCCCCUCCAACCGUGGGGGAGGCACCAGAACAUCCCCGACCAAGAAACCGCUCGACAUUGGGGUGCCCCUAGGCAUUUACGAUACAAAUUCCGUGCGAGCAAAGGUUCGCAAGUGGCAGCAGCAGGGAGGUGGGGUAAUCACGGCCAAUGAUGGGGUUUGCUACGACGACGACGAGGAGAAUUCAACAGCCGAUUCCAAUUCUAAAGUGGCCGACGAUAAGGGAUCCGGUAGCUCCAAUGGCUCCGGAACGAGGACACGCAGCAAAAGCACGCCUCGCAAACGCGUCAUUAGUGAUGAACACUGGAAGCUGAAUCGAACUCCCACCCAAACGCCUUCCUCAAGGCUCCCUCCGCCGAAACGCAUUGCCGAAUAUACCACAAAUGACCGUCUACGUUCUCCGCAAGCUGGUGGAGCCGAAGAUGCGCGGGAGGAUACGAUAUUACCCUCUCCCUCCCGCAGCAAGGAAAGAGGCAGGGCUGCUAUAGCAUCCGACCUGGCAACGAGAGAACGGAGAAAGUCGAGGGCAUCUCGAGAUGUUGAUACAAUACCCGAGGACAAGGCCGAGGAGGAGAGUGCGUCACACAAUGGAUCUUCCAAGUCUACUUCGCGACCUGCAACCGCCGACAAAACCCAUGUACGCGCACGGUCGGAGCUGUCGCAGAGUGCAAAGAUAAAGGACGGAGGAUUGGACGAAGACUCCGAGUGGGCGGCAAGCGAGGCUGAUUUCUCAGAGCUCUCUAGGCGACGUGCGCGAGGUCCAAAUCCAGCACCCCGGGGUCCUCCACCUAGAGGCCGGGGAACAGUGAAGCCCCCCAAAGGCGGCAUCUUCUCCCAUAUGCUUGAUGAGUCCAAGAAGAUGUUCGCUAAACCGGAACCCCCCAAACCCGGUCGAGGCGCUAAAAUAGAGGCAUGGCUUUCUGAAACACCUGACCCGUUCAUCGAGGACGUGGAGCCCGAUGUCGAAAUACCCGCGCCAUUAAACACCAGAACCGGCAAGAAGAAGGAACCAGCGAAACAAGAGGAGGUGCCCAAGGUCAAGAGCGAUGCUGAGUCUCCUUUUGCAAGCGACACAUCGAAGAAGCAUGCGCCGCCAGCGCAGAGGAAAGAAGGCCCAACUAGAAGCGAACAAACUAAGACAGCAGAGGAGAAAUCAGAGCCCAAGAAGGACAACGCUGUGUCGGAUAAGAACAAGGCAUCUACAGAACGCGAGGAGAAACCGCGGUCAUCAGGCGCCGAUAAGCUACCUGUUGGCAAGCGAGACCGUGGCAACAAGGACAAUGCAUCGGAGACUGACUCCCAGCAGUUGUCGGAGGGGUCUGAAGUGUCUGCGAAUAAUGCACCGGUGCCGCUUGGUCGUCGAAAGCCAUUUCCCACGACAGGGGCCCAUCCCCUCUCGACAAUCGCGUCCGUUGAGUCAAUGAGCACGACGAAGGAGACUACAGGACUGAAGCAAGAUGCCGCAUCGGAAAAACGGGAGGCAGAGUCCACUCAGGCAAAGCUGGUCGAAGAGGAGAAAAGAGACCAGUUUGACCCCAACUCACUUCCCGGGAUUUCCUCCCAGUUGAAGAGGCGCCUUACUACUCAUGAUGAUUUGAUAUCAGUCCUGUCUGCUCCAAGUGGUCGGAGUAGAAGCCUUCGCUCUGCCAGGAGUCUAAAAACGAAGAGUCGUAUUACCACAGAGAACAUUCCUGACCUUCUUAAGGAGUUGGCUGCUGACGAGGUAAAAUACAUGCGUGAGCUUAAAACACUGGUCGGUGGUGUCAUCCCAGUCCUCUUGACAUGUGUGCUAUCGAAAUCCGAUUCUGCUAUUGCGGCUGGACUCUUUCGACCUUCUGUGGACCCCAAGGAUGAGGUGAAUUUCAGCAAGCCCAUAGUGGACAUGGGAGUUGCUAUUGAGCGACUGAAAACACUGCACAAGCGGAUUCCGCAGGAUGAUGUGGAAGCUCUGCUCACCUGGGCGAACGGGGCGCAGAGAGUGUAUCGCGAAUACCUCAAGGCCUGGAGACUGGGGUUCAAAGACGUGAUUGUCAACCUCGCGCCUCUUGAAGAGGGCGAGGCAGGCGACAAUACCGAUACAAAGAGUCUGGAUGAGGGCAUGGCAAGGGAUGAGAACGGCGAUGUGGUGGAUAGUGAAGGUGAGAAGGUUGACGUGGCAUACCUUCUGAAGCGGCCUCUCGUACGCCUGAAGUACCUCGCAAAGACCUUCAAGGGAAUCAAGACCAUUCAGCCAUCAGCCAAGGCCGAGGAUGUUGCUGCGGUAUAUCAGAGCCUUGUGACAGACGCCCGCCGCCGGGCCCGCGAAGAGAGAGCAAGGCUUGAGGAUGAAUCUGCUGCCAACGUUGACGCUACGCGUGCAAGGGAUCCUGCGACCUUGGGAGCACUCCCCGGAGUCACUGUCGAUAGAAGCCGAAGAGUCCGGGCCCGUGACUUCUUUAAUCUUUCGUUGUACCACACAAGUGGCCAGAUCAUUGACUGUCGUGCAGAGCUCCUCUUGAGAGACGGUGCCGCCGGAAAUAAGGCAGGCGGAGAUCUACUAAUCUGCGAGAUUGACCAUACAGAUCGUUGGUUGCUAUUUCCCCCUAUUGAGGUUGGCCGUGUCUCUGCUCGCAACGGCGACGUAAAGGGCGAGAUCGUGGUCAUGUUACGGAGUGGCCCGAACCAUACCAAACCCUGGCAAGAACUUCUGGUGCUCCAAAUUGAUGAAGAGGACAUUGGAUUCGAAUGGGUUCAGAUGCUGGGCUCGAAUCCUCUCCCACCGGCUAUCUGUAGAACCCAAAGCUUCAUUGAUAGGACCAAGCGGCAACGGGCAAAGACUAUAUCUUCAGCCAACGAGGCCUCUCAGGCACAAAAAGCGCCACCAAGUCCUUCAAAUGUCAAUGUCCCUAUCGGCGAGAAGCCUACUUCUCGUACCUUGCGCCGAUCCUUGACCCCUAAGGAUCAUCUUUCGGAUCCCAGUACCCUGGGCUCUUGGAUCAGCGAGUCCCGUACUUCACUGCAAAGUGCAGAAACUCCAGAGUCGGACUAUGCUAUUGGUGAUGAGCUAUCGAUCAAGUCCCCGCCUCCGCAAUCUAUAUUGCAUGCCAGGGAACCCCGCAAAAGCUUCACGGCUGAUGACAGACCUUCCCCUGGCCUCAAACGGUCAAAGGCCAAGAGAGUUACCAGAAAUGGAGAAAUCAUUCCUUCUAGCCCUACCACACCAACAGACCCAAGCUUGGACCGAGGAACCCCUCCAGCCCACGAAGAAGCCAGACGCCCAGAAGAAAAGAAACCCAAGCAGCAGCAGACCCCGAAGACUCCUACGAAGAGUACCCCUGAGAAGAGUUCUCCCCGAGUGUCUUCCGUGCCGUCGAUGGACCUCCCUCUUAUUCCAAAACUCAGAAAGGGCAGCAGUCAGACAUAUAUCUCGGACUCUUUGGCAUCCACAUCCGAUGACGAAUUUCCUCCUGUGGAAUAUGAUAACAUCCCUGAAACUCCUAGCAAGAACAAGAACCAUUCUCGCCAGCACUCGGGAUCGGACCAGGCUGACGAAGAUGAGUCCCCACCACCUCCGCCGACUCAUUCUCGAUCACCGAGUUCCAUUGGCUCCAGCCUUCCAAAUACCCCUGUGCUUAGCCCUAGUGGUGUGCGAACUAGGCGCCGUGGCUCCUCGCCCCUAAAGCAUGAAUAUGAACCAUCUACUGCUUCUGAUUCGUACUCGGAUUCUGAUACAUCGACUGUGCGUCGGUACGAAGUGCAUUCAGCCUCCGAGUAUUCGGACACAGAUAGUUCGGACGAGUCUGGAGAUGAGCACGCAUCACUGCCGCCAUUCGAAGCUCCUACCAAGCCAAAGGCACCAGCCCCAGAAGCCUCGUCUGCUAGUAGCUCUCUGUCAUUGUCUAAUUCGGCCUCUCAGGGUGGAUAUAGAUCUGUUCCCUCGCAACCGAGCAAGUCGUCCACUGUGAUUGCAUCGGUAUUCGCCUGGUCAGACAAGGGCUCAUGGGAUAGCAUCUUCCCCGAUGACUGCAAGGUUAUAGUCAGUCCUGGUCUCAUCGAAGCAUAUGAUGUGGGAAAUGCACCAGCCGGGAUGGAGGAAGAUGACAGCGACACGAAGAAAGCACGUCCGCUUAUCGCUCUUGAGCUCACACCCCUUGUACCUAUCCGUCGCGGCACAGCCAUUGACAUAAGUAUCCGCUCCCCUCCCACCAAGCGGUCCAAAAUUAACUGGAGCAACAACAUCAUGUUCCGAUCUCGAAACGCCGACGAGUGCGAAUUCCUAUACGGUCUCAUCAAUCAAGCGCGCAUCAACAACCCAACCUAUAUAGCGCUGCAGAAUGCCCGAGGACCUUACGCAGAGCAACCGGCACCCGUGGAGUCACCCACGAAGAAUGGUGGGUUGUUCGGCUGGCCACGACGCAGGCGAAGCUACCGUGCAUCUACUUCUCCACGGUCGGUUGCCGAUAACUCUGAGAGUAGCGUAGGGACCAUGAGCAGUGCAUUCUCAGCACUAAAGCGGUUCGGAGGCGGCAGCAAGAUGUUUAACAUCUCUCGUUCCUCACUCACCUCUCGCGAUGGGCAGAAUGAAGACAGCUUGUACUCAAGCUCUAUCGGCUCCGGGUCAAAUGCCUCUCCCUCAUCCGGUAUUGGCCGUAUCGCAGCCGCCAUCAAGGGCAGUGAUGGUAUCGGUCUGUCCAAUGCUAAGAUUCGGCUUUACUUGCGCGAAACUCAAUCCAAGUGGCGCGAUAUGGGUGCUGCAAGGCUAACCAUUAUGCCUGCGCCCUCAGCACCUCAUCCUUCUGACGCGGCCAGCGGGCGCGGAGAUGCCAACAGCAUUGCGGAAGGAGCCGAGGACAAUUCCCCAGCAUCUGGAUCCGCCUCUCCCCGACGCGGAGCGGAGCCCGAGAAGCGCAUCCUAAUUCGAGGCAAGACUCGUGGUGAGGUGCUCCUGGACGUCUGCCUAGGCGAAAGCUCUUUCGAGCGUGUGGCUCGAACCGGUAUCGCCGUGUCCGUCUGGGAGGAAAAUGAAGGCGGAGCCAUGCCCAAGAAGGGCGGUGUUACCGUCGGUAGCUCCAAGAUCUACAUGAUCCAGAUGAAGAGUGAAGCCGAAGCAGCAUACACCUUCGGACUUGUCGGGAAGUCCAGAUAUUGA